AUGAAAAAGCGAACAAAUGGAUCAGAGCUAAGACUUACCUUCCAGAUAUUGUGGAAAAGUGUACAUCAGGAAGUGGACCUGGACCAGAUAUGGGAACGUGAGGAAGAGAGGACACCCUCCGACAGACUGGUACAAGGAGAUGAAGAAGACCUGUGGGGGUGCAGCCUGGAAGAGAUUAGCAUUGGGGAGGAAAGAGUGGAAACGGAUGGGACAGGUUCAUUACCUGCGAAAUGUGUAACACCUAUUGCUUUAUUAAUCGCAUCCACAGCUGAAGGAGAAGCCAACAUCAAAUCAACUAAUUUCUUGGCGCACUCAACGAAGGUACUGUGGUAG
Messenger RNA from Nezara viridula (southern green stink bug), 333 nucleotides. Lineage: Eukaryota; Metazoa; Arthropoda; Insecta; Hemiptera; Pentatomidae. The record is from the annotation of a GenBank genome assembly.